Molecule: messenger RNA, 786 nt
Organism: Staurois parvus
Lineage: Eukaryota; Metazoa; Chordata; Amphibia; Anura; Ranidae
Source: the annotation of a GenBank genome assembly
AUGUCGGAGACAGAAGCGCCGUUUACCUUCCGCCCCCUGCCGGAGAGAACCUUCAGCUUUCUGGAGAAGACAGACACCCGAGAGCUGCUGACCAAAUGGUCAAUGAAUGGUAGACUAAUGGCACAAGUCUUUUUCUAUGACCAGUAUUUUCAGCCCUAUCAGAAAGAUGACUUUGUCCUGGCAUUUUUCCAGGAUCCAAAUGUGGUUUCCCAUUUAAAAGUUCUUUCCAGCUCAGGACAGUGGACUGCUUUGGGAAGCAAAGUUGAAAAGGUUGAUGUAAAAGAAGUCCCUUGUACUCAGCUGUCAAUGUCAUUAUUUGACUGUCUGUAUGCAGAAAAUAUUGUCAGGGAAAGCGGAUAUAUCUCCAAAUGUCUUGAUGAAUAUGUUGGUGACUUCAUUAUCUCAGAUGAACUUCGUAAAGUUCUGCUUGUAGAAGACUCUGACAAGUUUGGCAUUUUCAGCCCUUCAGAUAGAGAACAGUUUAUUUUCCUGCUUUUCAAACAUCUUUGCCUUGGUGGAGCGGUCUGUCAGUUUGAAGAUGUGGUUAAUCCAUAUCUAGAUACAACAAAAUCGAUGUACAAAGAGCUGCUAAGUGUUCAGAAAGAUCCUGAGACAAAACAAAUAAAUAUCAUAUCAUCAAUCUUCAAGGUCUUGGCAUAUGAUGAAAAUGGGAUGUGCUAUCCAUCUACCCAGCCUCACGAGCAGACAUUUGCCUAUCUAAUUGUGGAUCCACUAAAGCGUCAUGUUACUGUGCUCUACCAUAGUUUUGGUGGUGGAAUCUUCUGA